Molecule: messenger RNA, 3332 nt
Organism: Delphinapterus leucas (beluga whale)
Lineage: Eukaryota; Metazoa; Chordata; Mammalia; Artiodactyla; Monodontidae
Gene: ZBTB2
Product: zinc finger and BTB domain containing 2
Biological process (GO): regulation of transcription by RNA polymerase II
Cellular component (GO): nucleus
Molecular function (GO): protein binding; DNA-binding transcription factor activity, RNA polymerase II-specific
Source: RefSeq, a predicted model, not a curated record
UUGCAGUUUUAUCAUAGUUUUAUUCUUAUGAUCUGAAUAAGAUACUUACGUUAGUCCGUUUUGGAAAAAGGGGGGAGCCAUACAUUUUGCUAAAUCGAAGAGAUGAUAUAUAUCCAUUCAUGUAAAAAUCCCAAACCUCAAAAUCGUCCUAUAAAAUGUUGAUAAAUUUGAUAAAAAUUUUAUAUGUCAAAAAUCUCUCUAAAACAAAAGAGAGAAAAAUAUUAGCAACAUAUGUGACAAAGGGCUCGUUUUCUUUAUAUACAAAGGGUUUUACAGAUAAGAAAAAAGAACAAAUAACCUGAUAGAAAAUGGGCAAAGCUCAUGAAGAGAAGCAAGAGGACAUAAAAAUAUACUUCAGCUCAUCAUUAAAUCCAUAGAAGAUUUUUUAAAAAAUGGAUUUGGCCAACCAUGGACUUAUUCUUCUGCAACAGUUAAACGCUCAGCGAGAGUUUGGUUUCCUGUGUGACUGCACGGUUGCCAUCGGCGAUGUGUACUUCAAGGCACACAAAUCAGUUCUUGCUUCAUUCUCCAAUUACUUUAAGAUGUUGUUUGUCCAUCAGACCAGUGAGUGUGUCCGUUUGAAACCCACUGACAUCCAGCCCGACAUCUUCAGCUACCUCCUGCAUCUGAUGUACACAGGGAAGAUGGCACCUCAGCUGAUCGACCCUGUGCGGUUAGAGCAGGGGAUCAAGUUUCUCCACGCUUACCCGCUGAUCCAGGAGGCCAGCCUGGCCAGUCAAGGAGCCUUUUCUCAUCCUGACCAGGUUUUUCCGCUGGCGUCUUCCUUGUAUGGCAUUCAGAUUGCAGAUCAUCAGUUGAGGCAAGCCACCAAGAUUGCUUCAGCGCCGGAAAAACUUGGCCGAGAGCCACGGCCACAGACGUCCAGGAUGAGCCAGGAGCAGGUGCCUGAGGCCUCCCAGCUCUCCCAGCUGCCCUCGAACCUGACCCAGGUGAAUCGGACACACAUGACCCCCUCAGACCCGCUGCAGACCUCACUGUCGCCCGACCUCGUCUCCACUCCUGUUCCUCCCCCGCCCCCCGGGGAGGAGACCAAUCUGGAAGCCUCUUCCUCGGACGAGCAGCCUGCGCCCCUCACCAUAGCCCACGUCAAGCCGAGCAUCAUGAAGAGGAACGGAAGCUUCCCCAAGUACUACGCCUGCCACCUGUGUGGGCGGCGCUUCACCCUCCGGAGCAGUUUGCGGGAGCACCUCCAGAUUCACACGGGGGUCCCCUUCACAGCCAGCCAGCCCGGAGAGAGCCGCGUGCCCCUGUCUCUCUGCAGCAACACGGCGGACCUAGGAAAAGACACCAUGGAGGUGCCUGAAGCGGGGAUGAUCAGCGACAGCGAGCUGCGGCACAUCUCGGACUCGCCCAUAAUCGAUGGGCAGCCGCACUCGGAGACGCCGCCGCCCUCAGACAUCGCGGACAUUGACAACCUGGAGCAGGCGGACCAGGAGAGGGAGGUCAAGAGGCGCAAGUACGAGUGCACGAUCUGCGGUCGCAAGUUCAUCCAGAAGAGCCACUGGAGGGAGCACAUGUACAUACACACCGGGAAGCCUUUCAAAUGCAGCACUUGUGACAAGAGCUUCUGCAGGGCCAACCAGGCUGCCCGGCACGUGUGCCUCAACCAGAGCAUCGACACGUACACCAUGGUGGACAAACAGACUCUGGAACUCUGCACCUUUGAGGAAGGCAGUCAGAUGGACAACAUGUUGGUACAGACGAACAAACCCUACAAAUGCAACCUGUGUGACAAAACGUUCUCAACUCCCAAUGAGGUUGUUAAACAUUCAUGCCAAAACCAGAACUCAGACGUUUUCGCCCUAGACGAGGGGCGGUCCAUUCUCCUGGGCAGUGGGGACUCUGAAGUGACGGAGCCCGACCGCCCAGUGUUAGCUUCCAUCAAAAAGGAGCAGGAAACAGUGUUAUUAGACUGAAUGUUACUUAUCUUUUUAAAAAACUGUCAUUUUUACAAAGACUAUCUUCCUUCCCUUCCCCCAAGUCAGAACUCUUGUUCUCCAUGGCAUGAUACAAACAGGUCCCCACUCCCUCCCUCCCCCUCCCCCUGCCCCGUCCCCAGCCCCCCCUCCUCCGUAAAGGCUUUGUGCAUUAUAAACCUGGAACAUAUUUACUUUAAUUCAGGGGAUAUUGGAAAGAUAAUGGUCAGUAGUACUUACAAGCUCAAAUAGACUUCAAGAAGUUUUGGAUGAUUGGAACUAAUGAAGGGUAUAUAACAAAACAAAACAAUUCGAAUGCAAUUUGGUAAGCUAAAAUUAUGACUUUCCCUGGGUAAUAAGUCUUCCUUCUCAGAAAGACAAUGUCUGAAAAUACAGCAUGCUGCCUAGAGAUACAGUGGGGCUCUGUACUAUGCAAAAUCUAGAGGUGUGGGGAACUUUAAGUCCAAGAAAACGUACUUAGUAUUUAUCCUCCAGAGGUCUUAUUUCAGAAUGCAUCCUUUGAGAUUAUGUCCAGUUAAGAAAAAUUAUUAGUUAAGAAAUCUACUUGAACAAAACACAAAAGAGAAAAAGUAAUAAUGUGAUGGCAAUCUUAAUUUUUGGAUAAAACGUGACAAGCUGUGAGUUUGCAUGUCUGGAAGAGAAAAUGUGUGGAUACUUGAUGUAAACAGGUGAAUUAAUGCAAAUGCCUUAUCUAACUGCUGGCUUCUUUCAAAGUUGAACAACAACAAAAUACUGUGUUUUAGUUUCUGACAAAUUUGUCAGUUGUUUUAAAAACCAGAUUUGAAAGUACUGUUCUAUAGAUUGUCUUUCUGAAUAGAAAACAACAUGCCAUUCUAGCAGUUGCCAGUGGUAAAUUUGUUUUUAGCACCAGUCAGCUGCUUUUAAAUCAGUGUGUGUAUGUGGGGAAAAGGAUACAGGAAUAUGCAUCUUACAGGGAAACUUGUGAGCAGAUGUAGCAACUUCAAUAACUUUAAAUGUUACUGCUAAUAGUUUACUGGCAACAUUCAUUGAAGCAUCAAAAAUGGCAAAGAGAAAUGAGGACAAAACACUUAACUGCUGUUUCGGAAAAAACUUAAUUUUGAUGUUUAGUCUCCAGUUUUUUUUUUUUAAACACUGAAAUUUCCUCCAUCGGCCUGAAAGCAGUAAAAGUUGUCCAUUAAUCUUCCUUUAGGCCAGUAACAGAAUGGUCUCACAGGAUAAAACAGGAGCCAGAAAUAAGGACCGAAGGGGAAAGGGAAGAACAGUUAAUAACUGUGCUGUACGUAUAUGUUAAAAACUGAAUAUCCCGUCAUCCUAUUUCAUGUAUAGUUGAGUUCUCAGAUUUGUAAGUUUUUAUACAUACUUUCAUUGAAUAAACAUUUGACUAAAUGGGUA